Megalobrama amblycephala (Wuchang bream) is the source of this 1999-nucleotide messenger RNA. It is a transcript of the gene ttpa, whose product is annotated as tocopherol (alpha) transfer protein. The record is from RefSeq and is a predicted model, not a curated record. Gene Ontology annotation, molecular function: phosphatidylinositol bisphosphate binding. The transcript has 5 exons. The coding region runs from base 74 to 937 and encodes 287 amino acids. NCBI's taxonomy places the organism in Eukaryota, Metazoa, Chordata, Actinopteri, Cypriniformes, Xenocyprididae. Gene Ontology annotation, cellular component: membrane.
GGGGCUCGUUCCCUGCCCCCUUUUACGUGAUCCGCUGCUCUGAGAAAAUGACACUCGAUCGGCUCGCGCAACUAUGAAGUCUGAAGAAGUUGACAACAUCGAAGAAUUAAAUAAUUUACCUGUCGAUUCUGUUCGGAUUGCGCCUUAUUUGUCAGAACUGAAGCAAAAAGCAGAAGCAGAAAGAAGUAUUCGACAUUUGGAUUUGUCGAAAACAUUCUUGAUACGGUUCUUGCAGGCGAGAGACUUUGAUGUGGCACUGGCGUUCAAGCUGUUGAUUAACUAUCAUAAAUGGAGACAAGAAUGUCCAGAAAUAACAGCUGAUCUGCGGCCAUCAUCCGUUAUAGGACUUCUCCGAAACAAUUACCAUGGAGUUUUGAGAUCACGAGAUGAUGCUGGAAGCCGAGUUUUAAUCUAUCGGAUUGGUCAGUGGAACCCCAAAGAAUUCACAGCUUACGAGGUUUUUCGUGUGAGCCUCAUUACGUCCGAGUUGAUUGUUCGAGAGUGGGAGACUCAAAGAAAUGGACUCAAAGUGAUUUUUGAUCUCCAAGACUGGUGCUUUGCUCAUGCCAUACAGAUAAAUCCUUCCUUGGCAAAAAAGAUAUCUGCUGUACUCACGGAUUCCUUUCCUUUGAAAGUACGCGGCAUCCAUUUGAUAAACGAGCCCAUUUUUUUCCGUCCCGUCUUUGCCAUGAUCCGCCCAUUUCUUCCAGACAAAAUCAAACAACGGAUUCAUAUGCAUGGCUGUUCAUAUGUCCGAAGUCUCUGCAGUUACUUUCCGAAGGCUAUCCUCCCUCCUAUUUAUGGAGGAACGGGACCCAGCAUAGAUGAAGUGUGUCAAGAGUGGACUGAGUUCAUCAUGCAGUCUGAAGACUAUCUCUAUAGACUCUCUAUACACUUAGGUGGAGGAGAUGCUUCUCAAUCCUCCGCCUAUGACUGAUUAAAAUGAAGGUACUCUUUGUGUUCUGCUGUGGCAGGUUACAUACUUUGUAUGAAAUUAAGGAUAAUGUGCUGACAUAAAUUGUAAAGCAUAUUAGUCUAAACUUUUACUUAAUAAGAUUUUUUUCCUUUACUUUUUUCAUUCCAGACUGGAAAAAGUUGACAUUCCCAGUUGUCACAUUUCGAUAAUGUGAUUUUAUUGAAUUCUAUAUCUCACAGAUAUCCAUUGCUAGUAAUUGAUAUACCUCUGAAUAUGCAAUAUAGCAUUAGAUAUCAGAUGUUUGUUGCUUUUAGAAGAAGGAUUUCGUAGUCACUUUAAAAUAACACAACUAGUGUAAAAUGUAUGUAUCUGAAAAAUCAAAGUGCCUUUGUUACUUUUACUUGUGAAUUGUCAUUGUUUUUUAUUGUAUUAUUUUCUUAACAAUUGACAUAACUCAGGAUGUUACAUAAGUCUCUGUGUUUCUGGAAGUUACAUAUCAAGUUAAAAUGAACUGUUUCAUUAUAAUACAGCUCUUAAAAGUCAAAUGAUCUGUAAACUGCAGCAUUCAGUAACCUUUGCUGUAUUUUAUUUAGUCACUCUUAGUGAGAUUAUAAAGAGGCACUUUGGUCUACUGCCUUUUGCUCUGACUCUUAAAACAAAUAUAACCAGAGUCUAAUGACCUUACUAGAGCACUUCAUGUUUACAGAUUUCCUUAAAUGUGAUUUUCUGAAACCAUGUAUAUACCUCUUGUUCUGUUUAUUGCACCUUUUCUGUCAGACAGUGCAUCUAAUGACAGAAGAAAAUCACUGUUUUACAUUAGUGGCUCAUUAUUUAAUUGUGUUGUCAUCACUUGUUAUCCAAAUACAAUUAUUAUUUUUUUUUUUCAACUUUAAUGUACAUUACCAUAAUGAUAGAAAAGAUCCACACAGACACAUUAAUACACUGUUAAUACACAAUUUGCAACUCAAAUAAACGUGGAAACCGGACAAUCGCAAAGGUCAUUGUGUGAAGAAGUUUCCAACUGAUUUUUGCAAUCUUCAGCAUUAAGCUACCAAAUAAAAUUGCUCCAGGCUGUGUACUACA